Molecule: messenger RNA, 3944 nt
Organism: Hypanus sabinus (Atlantic stingray)
Lineage: Eukaryota; Metazoa; Chordata; Chondrichthyes; Myliobatiformes; Dasyatidae
Gene: atrip
Product: ATR interacting protein
Exons: 15
Coding region: 309-2984 (891 amino acids)
Biological process (GO): DNA repair; DNA damage checkpoint signaling
Source: RefSeq, a predicted model, not a curated record
UGGGAUUGGGAACUUGCUGCUUUUAAUUUCUCGGAGCGAUGGGAGAUAUGACUGAGUUAGCUUGCCCCGAGCCAUUGAAAUAUAGACUAAAAGGGGAACGGAAUCAGGCAGGCAGUUUCCCAACUUUAUAUCAAUAGGAAAUGCUGGAAACGCCCCGGCGGUCCUUACAUCCCACAGCAAGGUGCCAUGUCUCUCAGUGGACAGUGGAAGUUUGUCCACCCUCAGCCAUCUAGUACGUCCUCUCCAAAGUCACCGUACUCCAGGACAUCGCCAUCCCUAAGCAUAAGCACGCCCAUGAUGUUGGAACGAUGUCAACAAAUUCUCUUUUCAAGAAUUCAGGAAAGAAACGAAACUCUUCUAUUAUUUAUAGUGUGGAAAGUUUGCCUUCAGAAGUUCCAGUUUCAGCCUUCUCAGGGUUGUCAAACCAAGGGAAAAAGAAUAUAAAUUAUGAGAGUAAAGAAUUUCCACCAAACAAACGUCACAAGGGAGAACAAGCAAAAGAUGCAAGAGCCAGUGAGGAUCCUUUUGGAGAUAAUGAUGAUUUCACUGCUGAUGACUUGGAGGAAUUGGAUACUCUAGCCUCACAGGUUUUAACUCAGGAUAUGAAGCCUGCAUCCAAUGCUACGAAUGCACCAGCAACUGAUAAGCAAAACAGGGAAAUGUCAGUACUAAAAAAAGAUACAAAUGCAAAAGUUGCUACAUUUUCCUCAAGAGCAUUGAACUGUGGAAAUACAGCAAAGGAAUUUCAUGAGAAUGGUCUAAUUCAGUGUAAAAAUGCUAAUUCAUUUGGCUUUGAAGUUCUUCAGGAACAACACAGCAAACUGAGGAAGCAGUUUAAUGAAACAUGUGAAGAACUACAGAUUAAAAAUGGUGAAAUCAAAAUUCUGCGAGAUUGUUUACGGCGUGUAGAAUCUGAGCUUGAUCAACAGAAAAGCCAGUAUUUACUCAGUGAGAAGGAGAAAAAUGAAGCACAAAGCCAAAAAGAAAAGGACUUGUCCAAAAAGGUGCAGUCAUUGCAGUCUGAACUGCAGUUUAAAGAAGCAGAGAUGAAUGAGUUGCGUACAAAGUUCAGAAAUUGUGAAAGAACCACCAAGUCUCCAAUUCUGGGUGUUUCUAAAGUCAGCCCCAGGAAAUGUUCAUCUGGACCCAGUGCCUCUCCCCAGACUGCAAGAAGUUAUUUUCCUGAUAAAAAGUCAUUUGCUGCAGAGAUGUCCCCUGUGCAUUCCAUUUGUUCCCCUUCAGCAGGAAACCAGCUUACAUCUAAUAAAGAGACAAGAGAUUUGAAGGAGUAUCACAUUGCCAAGAAGGAAAUGCCUAAAAAAAGUCUCUCAUUUACCUCCUUUUUGGGAAAAUCAUCCCACAACAGGCAGUCUGAAGGUUCUCCUAGUACACAUUCCAUUUCCACUGGUGAGGGGAAGCAAGCAUCCUGGUCCAAAGUUGAUGUUGAGAUGGCAUCUGGAAAGUGCAAAAGACGGUUUGAAGGUGCUGUUCUGGUGACUAUGCUGCUCAGCCAGCCAGCUGGUCCUCGGAGUCUGGGGUUGAGACAUCUCCUCACUUGCAGUUGUGAAGCUUUCACUGGGUUGGUCCAAUACCAUAGUUGCUGCAGCACUGACUCUUCCUCAACUGAGAAAUCUUCUGAUGUCAGGAUAAAAGAAAUGUCUUCAAAUCUAAAUAAACUUCAACAGUUAGCUUUGUGUGGUAUUAACAUGCUCAUCUUGGACCAAGAAUUGUCAGAAAAAAACUUGGACCCUGCAGAAAUUUAUCUUAGAAAACAUAAUGACAUGCCUGGUGUAGUUCACCUUUUGCCACUAAUAGAAUAUUACCUUGAUACAUAUUGUCAAGCAUUGCAAACUGAAAAAGGGGGAAGAAGUCCUUCUCAAAGCAGAACUUGCUGUUCAUCCAGCUCUGGGGAGCUUACUGCCUCGAAUAUAGAUGAUCAUUUGCAUAAUUGUGAAGACUUUGCACUUACAGCACUUGGAGUUCUGUAUCACCUUGUAUCACAUAGUCAAAAGGUUGGAAAUUUCUUACUGGUCCAUAACUCCAGAGAAGGCACAGAAGGUGACUCUAACUUGGCCACCCAAAUGCAUAACAAAAGCAUACCACCAGGUGAACAUGAUGAAGAAGAAGCAGGAAUGUCGAAGCUUCAAGAAGAACAAACAAAGCCGCAGGAAUCGGCUGGCUUAGAACAAUCUCAGAAUCACUUGUUUGACAAGUUACUCCAAUUUACUGAUCCUGUGGCUAUAAGCAUGUCUCAUCGAAGAGAGAGUGUCCAGUGCCAAAGCUUAAGAGUUUUGAGGAGGCUUGCUGAACAUGCAAAUUCUUCACUCCUGCACAGGUUUCACCAUUUACUGAGCAGCCAAGUGCUACUGCGGUGCCUUUCUCCAGAUUCUUCAUGUUCCAUUGUCCUGCUUGUUGUCCAGAUCCUGGCAAAUCUGGCAGAUCAUGUGGAACUGGCCUCAAGGUUUUGCUCACAGUCAGCAGCGUGCCUGUUUCUUAACCUAUACAUAUAUGCUUCCUCCAGACCUGACAACUCUGCUUCAGAUGGACUUUGGCUCCAGCUUGAACAAGAGAUUGUUCGAUUCAUCACCAAAUUUGGUUUAUCUCAUUCUGGUGCCAGUGCUGUGUUGGUAGAACUAGACUGUCCAUGCAAUACUGAGAUAUUGAAGACUUUAAUAAUUAUGUUACACCGACAGUGGCUUACCAUUCGACUAUCCACACAGGAUCUGCAUUCACUGGGUAAUCAAGCUGUAGUGCAGUUCCUGAGAGAAACGGUAAUGCUGCUGCACUCCCUAUCACAGAGGGACAAAAACUUUACAGACCAUUGUUUUGUUGUAUUGCACUUAUAUGAUCAAGUUAUGCAUGGGAUUAAAGCUAUUUUUAAACAACUACCGGAUCUGGAAGAAAAUGAAGAAAUUGCAUUGGAAGAGCUUUGUUCUCCUGAGCCUGAAGCUGAGUAUCAAGGAUUGGAAACCGAAGGACCUUAGAGCGCCAUGUACAAAAAUGGAAAAUAAACCUUCUAUAGUCUAAUAUAACUGAGGUUAUCUUUCUUAAGUAAAUUUCACAGCAUAUCACCAAAAUCGUGAUAGUAGGUUUUGCAGAUGAAAUAGGUGGAGCUAUUUUUCUUUUUCAUUGAUUAACCCUGCUGGCUAAUAACAUGCAUCCGACUAUCACUAUCAAAAUGCUGGUAAAUAUCUUUUAGUUUUCUAAAAUGCAGCUAUACAAUUUUUAUUUUCUGACCAUGCAAUAAAAGUUUGGUUGUUUAUUAACACGCAUCAGGAAAAUUAACUUGCAAUGCUUUAACUGUCAAGUGGUUUGUGUUUUCUCUAGGAAACUACUGAACCUCAGCUCCAAGUGUUUGAUAUGCAUUUUUAUAAUGUGUUGAAAAUGUGCGAAGUUAUUCUUUGGUUCUUGAAUGAUUAAUUAAGGAAACUGAGGUGUCAAAAUGGUAUAUUUUUGAUUCCAUGAUAAUGCUCUGGCAGUUCAGAAUAUUUACAGGUACAAUAUAACAAAAAUGGAAAAUGUUGAGAUCACCUAGAAGGUUUGGAAACAUCUAAAAGGAAAGGGAAAAAAAUUGUUUCAGAAUUAAAUGACCAAUUUGUUUGCAAAGCAGAUGCAAGCUGACUUGAGUGCUUCUAGCAUUUUCCAAUUUUGUUUCAAAUUUCUUGCAUUCUUUGUUUGAUUUGUGAUAAUUUCAACAACUAAUGCCUCGAGUCAUGGGUCCAGAACAUGAUUCAAGUAGGAUUUCCAUUGAUUGAUUCAUACUUGAGAAAUAAGAAUGCUUAUUUUGCAAAAGAGAGUACUCAUGUUGAUAGCUGAAUUAAUGUGUCCUGUGCUGGUCAGAUGUGGGCAAUUACUGCAUCUUCAGAUAUGUAAAGUAUUUUCCAGAUUACCUAUACAACUUUGUUUACAAUAAAUAUAAAAAUUAUAAACAUUUUGUUUUAUUU